Oryctolagus cuniculus (rabbit) is the source of this 5047-nucleotide messenger RNA. It is a transcript of the gene ZNF710, whose product is annotated as zinc finger protein 710. Gene Ontology annotation, biological process: regulation of transcription by RNA polymerase II; embryo development. NCBI's taxonomy places the organism in Eukaryota, Metazoa, Chordata, Mammalia, Lagomorpha, Leporidae. Gene Ontology annotation, molecular function: DNA-binding transcription factor activity, RNA polymerase II-specific; RNA polymerase II transcription regulatory region sequence-specific DNA binding. Gene Ontology annotation, cellular component: nucleus. The record is from RefSeq and is a predicted model, not a curated record.
CUCGGCGCCCCCCCAGCGGUGCGCCCGCGCGCCCGGGCCCAGCCUCUGGGCCCGGGGAGCCGGCGAGGGGCCCCGACCGCGCCCGGGCCCGCGCCGCUCCCUCGAGUCUGGCCGUCCAGGGCCCGGCCGACAGCUGUUGCAGGCUGGCCGCUCGAGGCUCUGCGGGGACGUUUGUUUGCAAGCCCAUCUGCCUACUUUCAAAAACCUCUAAGUCAACAACGCACCUCUGGGAGGGGGCGGCCGCGGCGCCCCCCAGCCCGCGCUCGCCAAGGAGGCCGGCACCCACGCCCCAGCCCCGGACGGGCCUCCGGGGAGGGCGCCCCAGGGCCUCCAGGGGGGCGGGGCCCCGGCCCCCUUUGUGCAGGGCCCCCAGCUUCCAGGCAAGCUUCCGACGCUCGCUCUCUCUCCCCCGCUUCAGUUAAUCUUUGUUCCCCUUUUCUGCUGAGAGAAGGAAAAAAAAAAACAGAAAGAGAAAGAAAGAAAAGAAGGAAAAAAGGCGUGACUUGAUUUUCAAACGAAACUCCCACAGCAAACAAAACCCUUUUAGAGAAAUAAGAAAGGAGGAAGGAGGAAGAAAAGAGGGGAAGGGGGCUGAGAGAGCGAGCGAGCCCUGCAGGCUUUCGGUUCGAGUGGCAGAGUUGAGCCGAAAGGGAGAGAAAGAAAAGGCAGAAAAAAUCCUCGCUGCGGUGGAAAGAGAAAACUUGGGCUGACAGGCGGGGGUGCUGGGGGUGGAAGGAAGUGAGAAAACAAAAGAGAGAUAAAAGGGCUGCUUUUCUGUCUCUCUUCCUCUGCGAACUGGCUUAGGAGGAGCUCUUUUGCAUCCCUUCACGUCAGCCCUGCCUCGCUCCCUUCUUCCAGGGAGGGAGAGCGCGAGCGAGAGAGCGAGGAUAGAGGAGAGAGAGAGAGAGAGAGAGGAGGGGGGGCAGAGAGAGAGAGAGAGAGAGAAAGAGGAGCCGGAGGGAGGGCGGCGGAGCGGCGGCGGGCGCGCGUGGAGGCGGGCGCGCAGCAGCAGCCCCGGCCGUGGGCAGCCAGGAGCCCCCCGGCCCGGCCCGCCCGGCCCGGCCCGCCGCGGGCCCCAGCGCAGGAGCCGCGCCCGGACCGGGGUGUGUGCCGAGAAGGACUUUGGCUCCUGGGGGGUUACCCAGCCAGCUCUGAAGCUGCUCUCGCGGGCCGGCGGUUGUACAAGUCCAUGCCCGCCUAGCCGGCCGCCGCGGGAUGGAGGGCUUCAUGGACUCAGGGACACAGACGGACGCUGUGGUGGUGCUGUCCUUGGCACAGGCCGCCGUGCUGGGCCUGGUCUCGGAAAAUGAGCUCUUCGGAGCCACCAUAAGCGCCCAGGCCUUCUACCAGGACCUGGGCCCUGAGCUGCCGGGGACGGCCCUGGGCGAGCCGGGGCCGCCGGGCCCCGAGGUCUACCAGCUGGCCUGCAACGGGCGGGCCCUGGAGGAACCAGCCGAGGAGGAGGUGCUGGAGGUGGAGGCGGCCUGCGAGAAGCACACCCGGCGGAAGACGCGGCCCCCGGUGCGGCUGGUGCCCAAGGUCAAGUUCGAGAAGGUGGAGGAGGAGGAGGAGCAGGAGGUGUACGAGGUCUCUGUGCCUGGGGACAAGGAUGCAGGCCCGGCCGAGGCCCCUGCCGAGGCAGCAGGUGGCGGCUGCGAGACCCUGGUGCAGAGCAGUGCCGUCAAGAUGAUCGACCUCAGCGCCUUCAGCCGCAAGCCCCGGACGCUCCGGCACCUGCCGCGGACCCCCAGGCCCGAGCUGGACGUGGCCCCCUACGAGCCUCACUUCCCGGAGCCGGCCCGGGACGGCUUCCCCGAGCCCAGCCUGGCGCUGCCCGGGCCGGAGGCCUUGCCCGCCGAGUGUGGCUUCGAGCCACCGGCACACCUGGCCCCCCUGAGUGACCCCGAGCCGCCCGCCCUGGCGUCACCGGAGCCCGUGAAGCCGGAGCAGGGCUUUGUGUGGCAGGAGGCGGGCGAGUUCGAGGCGGACGCGGCCGGCUCCACGGCGGAGCGGCACAAGAAGGCGCAGCUGGACCGGCUGGACAUCAACGUGCAGAUCGACGACUCGUACCUGGUGGAGGCGGGCGACCGGCAGAAGCGCUGGCAGUGCCGCAUGUGCGAGAAGUCCUACACGUCCAAGUACAACCUGGUGACGCACAUCCUGGGCCACAACGGCAUCAAGCCGCACUCGUGCCCGCACUGCAGCAAGCUCUUCAAGCAGCCCAGCCACCUGCAGACGCACCUGCUCACGCACCAGGGCACGCGGCCCCACAAGUGCCAGGUGUGCCACAAGGCCUUCACGCAGACCAGCCACCUGAAGCGCCACAUGCUGCUGCACUCGGAGGUCAAGCCCUACAGCUGCCACUUCUGCGGCCGCGGCUUCGCCUACCCCAGCGAGCUCAAGGCCCACGAGGUGAAGCACGAGAGCGGCCGCUGCCACGUGUGCGUCGAGUGCGGCCUGGACUUCUCCACCCUGACGCAGCUCAAGCGCCACCUGGCCUCCCACCAGGGCCCCACCCUCUACCAGUGCCUGGAGUGCGACAAGUCCUUCCACUACCGCAGCCAGCUGCAGAACCACAUGCUCAAGCACCAGAACGUGCGGCCCUUCGUGUGCACCGAGUGCGGCAUGGAGUUCAGCCAGAUCCACCACCUGAAGCAGCACUCGCUCACCCACAAGGGCGUGAAGGAGUUCAAGUGCGAGGUGUGUGGCCGGGAGUUCACCCUGCAGGCGAACAUGAAGCGACACAUGCUGAUCCACACCAGCGUCCGGCCCUACCAGUGCCACAUCUGCUUCAAGACCUUCGUGCAGAAGCAGACCCUCAAGACCCACAUGAUUGUACACUCGCCCGUGAAGCCAUUCAAGUGCAAGGUGUGCGGGAAGUCCUUCAACCGCAUGUACAACCUGCUGGGCCACAUGCACCUGCACGCGGGCAGCAAGCCCUUCAAGUGCCCCUACUGCUCCAGCAAGUUCAACCUCAAGGGCAACCUGAGCCGGCACAUGAAGGUCAAGCACGGCGUCAUGGACAUCGGCCUGGACAGCCAAGACCCCAUGAUGGAGCUGACAGGCCCCGAGCCCUCGGAGCUGGACGGCCAGCAGGAGCUGGAGGACUUCGAGGACAAUGCUUACCCCUACGCGGGCGUGGACGGCGGCGCCGAGGCCAGCGUGCUCACGGAGCAGGCCAUGAAAGAGAUGGCCUACUACAACGUGCUAUAGCGAGGAGGGGCGGGGCUGCGGCCGCCCCCCCACCCCACCCCGCAGCUGAGAAGCAAACUACUGCCCCACCGGCCCCACCCCACCCCCCGCCCCAGGCGUUUGCACCACUAGGGACCUGUAGACCAAAUGGAUUCAGUACUACUGGCCUGGUCAGAGCCAGGCGCCGGCCCCUGGCGUUGUGGCCAGGGAAGCGUAGCGCAGGAGGCCCAGGCCUGGGUCUCGUCGGCCUGCUGCCGUGGGAGGAGUGCAGGAAGGCCGAGGAAGCACAAGGCCCGGGCCCAGCGGCCUCCCCAGGCCCGGCAUUGCUCUUCAGGGCUCCUGACCCUGCAGGCCUUGGUCCCCUCUGACCAGCCGCUGCCUCCAGGGACCGCUGAGCGCCUGCUGCUCUGCACAGCCCACCCCCAGCCCACCAGGCCCGAGAGUCGCCGCCAGCCAGGCAGGGCCCCCUGCCUUCUACCUCCUGGGGCUCCCUGGUGCUGCAGCCAGGAGUGCCCAGAAGCGGGAGCACAACCAGGGCCCGCCCCCGGAAGGCCCCCGGCCCCCAGCCCCCAACAUGGGCUCCCCAGGGUCCCCCACCCGUCCUGCCCCCAGCAUGACCCAGGCAGGACACCUGGAGAUGGCGGCCCCGGCACCAGGGCAGGGUGGGGGGGGCUGGAAUCGUUCUGCUGAGCAAGGACGCGCUGCAGGACGGGAGGCGCGGGCUCCCCACCGAGCACCAGAGUGAAACCGAAGAUGAAGACUGCACGGGCAAACAAAUCUUGGCGCGCACACGGGGGUGUUUUGAAGGUAAUUUAUUAUUUUUUCUUUCCAACUCCGUGUCGCCUGUUACCUUGUCGGAUGGAGACGCCGUUCCUUUUCCAGACGUGAGCUUUCUCGUGUGCCGCGCGUGCUGUGCGCCCCCCGACCCUGCGGCAGCCUGGCUGGACAGGGCUCGCGCUCAGCGGGGCCUGCCCUCCCGCCCAGCCCCUCGCCCAGCUCAGCCCACGGUUCCUGGCCCCAGCCCCGGGCCUGUGGCUCGGGGCACUGAGCUAGCACAUUCAGGAACGCCCGGGCCCACGGCCUCCACCUCUCACCUCCUGAGGCCUUGGUGGGGAGAGACGGGCAGGGCCGGCCCCGGCAGGCACAGGUGGAGCCGGCAGCUUCAGCCAGAAACCAGGAGGGGAAAGCAGCCGGCGUGGGGGGAACCCGUCUGCAAGGCAGCGACCCCCACGGCCGGGCCUCAGGGCGACCGCGAUCAGGACGGAGGGGUGGACAAGGUGGCCCAAGGGUGGCCUCCCAGGUGCCCGCCAUGCGGACCGUCAGGUGGCAGUGAGCCUGUCGCUGCAGAAGACACUUCUCCUGCUGGGCAGAAGGCACCAUCCCCUGCAAACUACCUCUUCCCACAUCUUUCCCCCUGGUACCAAAAAAGAACCCUGUACCUCCUCCUCCUCUUCCUCCUCCUCCUGCUGCCAGCGCAGUGGCCUUGGUCUUGGACUCGCCCCAGGCCGGGGUCUCCUCCCCCGCCCCCGCCCCGCCCCCAGCGGCACCGCCCUCUGCAAGAUGGGAUACUUGAACGCCCCUUCCCCGGGAAAAACUAGGAGGAGGAUGCGCACGACCCCCGCGCACCCACCGCGGCGGCCUCGGCAACACUCCCCCCACCCCUUCCCAGCCCCCUCCGGACGACUCGGGUGACCGGGCAGCUCCUGGCGAACCCACUCUAACUUAUUUUGCCGUGUGUACAAACCAACCGUUUAGACACUCACGUGUGCAGAGCCCUACUGUGUUUCUAUGUUCCUGUUUCAGAGAGUUUACUUAGCAAUAAUUAUAAAUAAAUGGAUAUUCUUUAGCAAGGCGA